CACUGAGGGAAAGCCGAGAAGAGAGAGAGGGAGCAAAAUUACAGAUGUAGAGAGAGAAACAGAGGCAGAAAGAGAGGAAAUCUAGAUAGAGAGAGAGGGGGGAAGUGAGAAGGUGAUGACGAUGGACAGAGAAAAGGAGAGAGAGAUAGAGCUAGAGAGUGCAAUGUACACUAACUGUUUGUUGUUAGGGCUCGAUCCAUCGAUCAUCGGCAUCGGAGCCAACACCGGCACCCCUCGGGUCGGUCUCUUCCGCCAUUCAAACCCUAAAUUGGGCGAACAGCUUCUCUACUUCAUCUUGUCUUCUCUUCGAGGUCCAGUGCAAUCCGCAAAAGACUUCGAUAAAGUUUGGCCAAUUUUCGAUUCUGCGCAGUCGCGCGACUUUCGGAAGGUUGUGCAAAGUAUAAUCAGUGAGCUUGAAUCGCAAGGGGCACUACCUAGGAGCAAUUCAAGGGUUUCGUCGCUCGCUACGUGUUGUGGACCGAGAUUUGUUGAACUCUUGUGGCAACUUUCUUUGCAUGCUUUGCGGGAGGUUCAUAGACGAACAUUUGCAGCUGAUGUUGCUUCUAACCCGCUUCCUGCUUCAUUGACAGAUGUAGCUUUCUCGCAUGCAGCUACGCUACUUCCUGUAACAAAGGCUAGAAUAGCACUUGAACGGAGGAGGUUUCUGCAAAAUGCUGAGACAGCAGUCCAAAGACAGGCUAUGUGGUCAAAUUUGGCUCAUGAAAUGACAGCAGAAUUCCGUGGUCUUUGUGCUGAAGAGGCUUAUUUGCAGCAAGAACUGGAAAAGCUACAUGACUUGAGAAACAAAGUAAAGUUGGAAGGGGAACUGUGGGAUGAACUUGUAUCUAGCUCAAGUCAUAAUUCUCAUUUAGUUCAAAGAGCCACUCGCUUAUGGGAUUCUUUAUUAGCUCGAAAGAGUCAACAUGAAGUUCUUGCCUCAGGCCCUAUUGAGGACCUGAUAGCUCAUCGGGAGCAUAGGUACCGCAUCUCUGGAUCAGCUUUGGUUGCAGCUAUGGAUCAAAGUUCUCAGGUACCUUAUGCAGAUGUUUUGACCGUCCAGCCUGGUAAUCUAUUAGAUGACAAAGAACAGACAGAUGGAUCAUAUGCCAAUGUAAAUAGAGAAAAGCCAAACAAUGGUUUUGAUUCUUCUAUGCAAAAUGAUGAAAAAUUUUCUCGAGUGGACGAUAGAAGUGGAAGAGUUCACCCCACUGUUGAUAUAGCAGAAAUUCUCCGGCGUUGGACGCAUGCCUUACAACGUAUUCAUAAACAGUCCCUUCAGCUGGCAAAAGCUAAUGAUGGGGAGGGUCCUGAGCUUCUUCGAAGUGCACAUGAUGGCAGUACUAGUGGCCAUGCUGAAUCAUUGGCAGCAACUCUUACUGAACAUCAGCAACACUUAGCUAGCAUACAGGUGCUCAUCAAUCAACUGAAGGAUGUUGCCCCAGCAAUACAAAAUUCAAUAACAGAGCUUACAGAGGAAGUGAACAGUGUUUCCUCCAAUCUUCCCCCAGCUACCAAGCAUAAUGGCAGAUCAACCUCACCUAUUCAAGCACAGAGCAUUGGAAGAGCAACGGAAAGUAGUAGUGAUGAAGUUGCUGAUGUGGCUUCGAGAUUAUCAACAGUUCAGCUAGAGAAAGUGUCAGCCAGUCCCCCUGCUUUAAAACUCCCUCCUUUGUUUAGUGUGACACCAAAUUCUACUGCGAAAGGUGGGAAUGUGCAAAAGCGACACACCUUAGCUCAAACUAAUCAAACAGAAAAUAUUUCAGAAAGGAAGUCUCUGGACCAGCCUCUGUCAAAUAGUAAUCACGCUGAUAAUCCCCCACAAGACAGUGACAAUUCUUAUGUCCAGAACUUAAAGCGGUCUGUCAGAGAAGCUGCUCUGUCAAUGCAGUCUUGCAAUUUGGAAUCAUCACAGGACAAUCGAUCUGAUGAUAGUUCUGAGCACUACUUUGUUCCACUUUCAGGAACUGGGUUUUCUCAUAUUGGCCCAGAUAAAAAACUAGGUCCAGUAAGGAGUAAAAUGUUGUUUGCAUCUCAAGACCUUUCUGUUGAGAAUCGUGCUCCAAAUGGUCAUGCUCAGAGCAAGUACAAGGAACUACCACAAAUGUUAAAUGACUUGGAAUCAUUUCCUGAGUAUGACAGUGUAAGUGAUUUUCUCUCAGCUGCUGGGUCAAAUUUCACAGUUUCCGAUUCACAGAAGUCGUAUUAUGACACGGGGGAAGUUCAAGAUCAAGUAUUCUCGCCUCCUUUGCUAAUGGACACAUCAUUCUUUGGAGAUUCUUAUGAAGACUUACUCGCACCAUUAUCAGAAACUGAAACCGCCUUGAUGGAGCGCUAAAAUCAGACUGUGGACAACCCUACUGUUGUAUUCUCCAGGAGAUAAUUAAGUUGCUGUUAACUUGUGUUUUCAUUUAUCCAUUGCGAUAUUCUUCUAUCCAAUUUCUUUGUGUAUGAAAUGGUUGCCUGUAUGAAUCUCUGUUCCUUCUUCCAGCCUUGUCAUGUAUUCCCUCUCCUACAUAUGCACAUUCUCUAUCCAGUAUUCAGGAGCAUAGCUUUGACGUUGAAAUCAUAAUCAUGUGCCAAUUGAUUCAAGUUUUUGGAGACUAGAAAUCAGUGACCAACCAAAUAAUCAGUUUGGUGCGAAAUUCUACUGGGGUUACCUUUACUACCUCUUCCAGACCUUACUGUAUGCAGAAGCCUUGUGCAUUGGGUAAGACUUUUUGUUUUGUUUUGUUUUUCAGAUUGUCUUGUGUUGGUUGACUCUCAAAGUUAAUUGUCGAUGAACUAAUUUAUACGUGUUGAUUUAUGCGUUGCAUGGGAUACAUCAGUUUCUGUUGCGAUUAGAUAAAAUGUGAGAAUUUUCAGUCUUGGCUGUUGCAACGUUCUUCUACUCUGUAAUUCAUUUAUUCUAUAUGGCAUCAUUUGUAUUUUUUUUGCUUCUCA
Camellia sinensis is the source of this 2940-nucleotide messenger RNA. Its product is annotated as AUGMIN subunit 6. Gene Ontology annotation, biological process: spindle assembly. Gene Ontology annotation, cellular component: HAUS complex; mitotic spindle microtubule. Gene Ontology annotation, molecular function: microtubule binding. Lineage: Eukaryota; Viridiplantae; Streptophyta; Magnoliopsida; Ericales; Theaceae. The record is from RefSeq and is a predicted model, not a curated record.